AUGAUGAAACUGUUGGAUCUUCGCCGUUUUGGAGUUCUCUCAAAUACCAGAAGAAUCACCAGGGUCAGCUACGAGCAUGGCCCCAGCCCUGUUCCACUAGUUCAUGGGCUAGUGGGCCAGAUAUUCGCCGAUGCUGCAGAACAUUGCCCAGACAAAGAGGCCCUCGUCUUCAGUCAACAAAAUGUCAGGAAAACGUAUGCAGAGUUCUAUGAGGACUCAAGACAUUUUGCCAAGGCAUUGUUGGGAUUGGGAUUACGACCCGGGGAUCGCGUCGGCAUCUGGGGACCCAAUUAUUAUGAAUGGGCCGUCACCAGUUGCGCAACAGCGAUGGCAGGAAUUAUUUCCGUAGGUGUAAAGACAAACAGUAUAUUGCUCUAGGUGACCGUAAACCCCGCUUACAAAACGGACGAGUUACAUCAUGCCCUCACAAGAGUCGGGGUCAAGGCCUUGGUUACACCGCACAAUUUUAGACGUUCCAAUUAUUACGAGUAAGAGAGGAAACAUAAUUAAAAUAUUCGCCAGAAUUUGAAUCGGCGGUGGCGGUAGAAUUUUACUAUACCAUUUUUUGAGUUAAAAUAAUACAGUGAUCACCCACUCACUAGUGAGCCAUAUUGAACCACUCGGUAAAAUAUUUUCGAAAAAUGUCAUAAUCGGAUUUAUGACAAAUUUACGGAUUUUGGUACCGAAAAUUCGCAAAAAAUCGAUUUUUCCGAACCGAGAGUACCCCCCAUUUCAUGGAAUAUUUUUGUACAUGCUGCUACUAUGAAAGCUAGAAAGUAUAGCCAUGUCGGUACCUCAUGUCUAUAUUACAGUUACUUCUUUUUUUUCACCCUCAAAGGUUAGACAGAUUGACAAAUUCUAAUAAAACGAAAGCAGGUCGCCUUAUACGUGCUGGUGGAGCUGGAAAUCGUAUUACUGUGGUGCAGCCGUUUAUCCUAGCCAUGGUUGUAUAAAAAUUUUCCAUGAAAUGGGGCACGCCUCGGAAAUCGAUUUUUUUUCGAGUUCCCGGCGAACAAAUAAAAAUCUAUGUUACCGUAACCCUAAAUCUUAUCCAAUUACAAAAGGUGCUUUUACAUUAUUUAUACAUAAUACUAAACACGGUACUUUUUACCGAGUUAUUAAGGUCCAAGCGGCCGCCAUGUUACAACUAGGGAAAGGAGGGUGUAGAAAUAUGCAAACUUUGUCGGAAAGACCAUGAAAUCGCGUUAAAUCAGAGACAACAUGACGAUUUUUCUUGUUUGAUGUGCAUACUUCCAAAAACAUCGUGUUACAGUAAUCCUGACCAAAUUGUAUCAACAAGAAAAAUGACGACCAUCGUUCAAAACAAAUUUUGAGAAGGUUUCGGCUCCCUCAUUGCAGAAGUAUGGGCUUUGUACACCGUUUUCGUCAAGUCAGUAAAUUUGUCAUAAAUCCGUCAUCAUGACAAAUUUUAAAGACAUUGUAUUAUUUUAAUUCAAAAAAUGGUAUAGUAGAAUUCUACCGCACACCACUGUUGCCGGCUGAUUGAACUUCUCGUCUCUUUAAAAUUGUAUUACAGAACCAUCGCGGAAUUGGUGCCGGAAAUGAAGAACAAGAAUGUCGGCGAAGGUAGUAUCGAAAGUAAAGAACUUCCCGAUCUCAAACACCUUAUCAUCUUUGACCACGAAAGGAAAUCAUACGAGUAAGUAAUCGCUUAGUAAAAUACACGUCUUCCUUAGAGGGGCCUGGAAUUACAGAGACCUAAUGAGAGGGACCGGGUCAAAGGAAAGGAAGAUUCUGGAAAAUAUUCAACCACAUCUCAAAACCGACGACCCCAUCAACAUUCAAUACACAAGUGUAAGAUACACUAGCAGAACACUAUUCUUCCUUGUAGGGUACCACUGGACGUCCAAAACCAGCUACCCUUUCCCAUCACAAUCUCGUGAAUAAUGUCAAGUUCCUUGGAAUUUGGAUGGGAUACGACAAGGGAUGUAUUAGUCUCUGCUUGCCUUGUCCUUUAUAUCACUGCUUCGGCGUUGUGAUGGGUCUGAUCGCCUCGGCCUUCUACAAACAGACCUGUGUUUUCCCGUCUCCCUGGUUUGAUCCAGGCGCCGUGAUCGCUUCAGUUAAGGCAGAAAAAUGUAACGUGAUCUACGGCACUCCCACCAUGUUCGUUGAUAUUCUAUCACACCCAGAUUACACACCGGCGGACAUGCAAUCACUCAAAAAAGGUAAAGACCAAAUUCCUUUAUCCUAAUGUAAAAUAUUUUCUAGGAAUUAUGGCUGGAUCGCCCUGUCCGGAGGCCCUUUGUAACCGUCUCGUCGAAGAAAUCGGUAUGGAUGAGAUCGCGAUCGCAUAUGGAGGAACCGAACUGAGUCCACUGGCUACCUUUUCCAAGCUCACAGAACCCCCCCUGGAGAGAAUCAAAAGUGUUGGAUAUGCAUUCUCACAUUGUGAAGUGUGCAUUGUUGAUGACAAGGGACAGAUUGUCGAGAGAGAUGAAAAGGGAGAAGUUCUAGCCCGAGGAUACAAUGUUAUGAAAGGAUAUUGGGGAGAUGACGAAGCUACGAAACAAGCUGUCGACAAGGAUGGAUGGUACCAUACUGGGUAAGGAGACAUGAGAGCUAAAACAGAAAACAUUACAGGGAUAUUGGUCUAAUGAGAGAGAAUGGAAGCAUUGUGAUCUGUGGCCGGAUUAAAGAGAUGAUCAUUCGAGGGGGAGAGAACAUUUACCCCGCGGAGAUUGAGGCGUACAUAUUCAAACACCCCAGCAUCAGCAUUGUCCAGGUAAGCAACCGCAAGACAUGCGUUCUAACGAGUGAAAAUUCCUGAUCAAAUGUUAUUAAGGUCGUGGGAAUACCGGAUGCCAGAUAUGGAGAAGAGAUAUGCGCCGUGAUUGUCCUCAAAAAAGGUCAUCACCUGACGGAAAAAGAAGUUCGUGAAUUCUGCACUGGAAAAAUUUCCCAUUACAAGAUUCCGAAAUUCAUCUUGUUCAAAGAAGAGAGUUUCUUGCCACUUACGGCAACUGGAAAAGUCAUGAAAAACGUUCUCAGCAAGUCGUGUCAAGAAGAAUUGGAAAAGAACAAAACUGAUUAA
Bursaphelenchus xylophilus (pine wood nematode) is the source of this 3055-nucleotide messenger RNA. The record is from the annotation of a GenBank genome assembly. NCBI's taxonomy places the organism in Eukaryota, Metazoa, Nematoda, Chromadorea, Rhabditida, Aphelenchoididae.